This is a messenger RNA of Rhinopithecus roxellana (golden snub-nosed monkey), 1314 nucleotides long. Its product is annotated as nascent polypeptide-associated complex subunit alpha, muscle-specific form-like. The record is from RefSeq and is a predicted model, not a curated record. Lineage: Eukaryota; Metazoa; Chordata; Mammalia; Primates; Cercopithecidae. Bases 241 to 1032 code for a protein of 263 amino acids. The transcript has a single exon.
GCAGGAAGCGCAGUCUACAGUAAGGGACAGCAGCCAGAGCUGGAGACAGGCUCUGAGAAGAGCAGGUAAAAGCCCACGAGGAGCGGGGACCCUGGCUGUCAGACUCAACUUGCAGGAGCAUCAAGUGUAGGUGUGGUUCAAGAACCGGGGCCGCUUGCUCUGCGGUAGCAACGGCAAAUAACCGCAGCGACGACCAGGGCAGCCAAGCCAGCAGCCGGGACCCCGGGAUGCUCGUGGCCCAUGAUCCAACGCCCUGCCUUUGCGGGUCCUGUACUUCCGCGGGGUCCGGGGUUGUGCAGCCCCUCCCCAACCAGCCCUUGGGAAUCUUCGCGGCAGCAGAACCUGCUGCCUCUAGCUCCGACCACACCUGCACAGAGAGAGAGUCCCUGCACAGGGCGGCCAGCAGGGCUACCCAGCUGCCCCAGGGCCUCGGGACCCCUGGGCCUGGGACCCACGCCAGACCCUGCCUUAUUCGGUGACCUCCCACCCCAAGACCCUUUCAGGGACCCUGUCUCUACUCCACGACAGGGGAGGCAGGGGCGGGCCUUUUGCAUGGGAAGAGCUCCCCCAGCAGAACGUUUGUGGAAUCUGGAGGGAGUCGCCCUGCAGAUAUCCUGCGGAAGCCGGAGGGGACCCAGGUGCGCCCCACUGGCGAGCUGCGCCCGCGGGUGCGGGAAGCGGUGUCCGGGCCAUCCUCACGGCAGUGACUCCUCCGCAGCGCCAACGCACCCCAUUUUUCGUCCACCCUGCCGGUGGGGGGCGUUUGCUUGUUCUCCCUGUGCAGCCGCCGCUAGUGGCGCCGCUACGAAGGUCCCCGCCUCGCCAUCCGGGUCCUGCGUGAGCAUCCUUAUUGGUGCUCAGGACUGGGCGUGCAUUGCUGCUAGAGGCGCGCGAAGGUUUAGCGUGGGUGGACGCUGCCCGGGACUUGAGUGGAUUUUAGAGGUCUUGAGUGGCACACUCUCCAAUCAGCGCGUUCUUGAGAGAGCGUGGUCAGCAUACUUGCUUACUUUCAGGAUUGCGAGAUGUCUUUAACCCUUGCUGAUCGGCUGACGAUGCAGCUUCCUGUGGCUUCAUGCUCAUUUCCCGGAAGAUAGCACUGAUAGGGUAUUGGAAAUCCUUAUGUAAAGUAUCUGUGCGCUGUUUUUGCCCAUUUUCUUGAUUUGUUUUAACUGAUUCUUCUAAUCUCUUGACAAUUAAUGUGUUGCAAUUUUCACAUCUAUGUUGCUUUUUCAUUAGUAGCAUUUCUCAAUUCUUUGAUUUCUUGAACUUCAUGUUGUCCAUGUCAGUAUGUCUUAAAUUAUCUGUGACGGUGGA